This is a messenger RNA of Lactuca virosa, 1473 nucleotides long. The record is from the annotation of a GenBank genome assembly. NCBI's taxonomy places the organism in Eukaryota, Viridiplantae, Streptophyta, Magnoliopsida, Asterales, Asteraceae.
CGUCGAUCUAUCCGUUAACCCUAAUCUCUCUCUCACCUCCCAUCCCUCUUGUUUCUCUGCAACUCCUCCAUUCAAGAAAAAUUAGGGAAAGUUACAAUUCUUGAAACCGAAAGAUUUCCUUGAUCUUUUGAUUAAAUUCAUCUCGUUUUGAUAAAAAUGGGGAAGCUCAUAUGUGAUUCAACCACUUCUUCUCCGGUAAUCCCAUGGAAAGAUCCAACUGCAGCUCCACCAUCCAUCGAUACCAUCGCCGCCGUCGAUUUAUCAGAGGAGAUGCUCGCCGCCACCACCACGACCUGGGAUGACGUGUCGGGGUUAGAAGACCAGCAGAAAAGGCACCUACAGAGGCUUCACGCCAAGGGAGUCCUUUGGAAACAUCCAGGGAAUAAAAUCCUUAAUCAAUGUCAAGAAGACGAUUCUACGUCCCCAGCGGCGGUGGUUUUCAGGCUGAGUCACGGCGGAGAUGUCGAGGCGGAUGGAAAUUGUUUGUUUACUGCAUCGCAAAAGGCGAUGGGGCUGACGGAGAUCAACGCCAAAGAUCUACGGAGGCGGACGGUGAGAAGGUUCUUGGAAGAUCUUGGAUCUGAGAGUGGGGUGCAGAGAGAAAACAUAGACGCGGCGAUUAAGCAUAUGUAUGUGCCAGAUCUAAGAUCUGGUUGGGGUAUACACGUGGUUCAAGAGGUGAAAUUUCUUGCGAAGAAGACAGAUCGUGAGUCUCUAGAUUCAGCUAUCGAGGAGCUCGUUAAUCUCGGUAUGCAGAGGGAAUUGGGUGCGGAAUCUAUUUAUAAAGAGAGAUGCAUUGGUGUAGAGAAUGGUGAAAACUGGGCCAAGUAUAUGUCGAUAUCUGGAUCUCCAGAUGAUGAGUAUGACAUCAUCACUUUGCAAUACACAGAGGAAGGUUUAUUAAGUGUAGAUGAGAACAGAGAAGGACACGCUGCAGCUUUUGGUGAUGAUAUAGCAAUUGAAUCUCUUGCUACUGAAUUCAAAAGAGAAAUUUAUGUGGUGCAAGCACAUGGAUCAGACGCCAUGGUUGAUGAAGAUAAUUGUGUGUUUUUCCUGCCACAUCGUCCUAGAAGUGAAAUAUGUGGACCUCCCUUUUUUCUCUUCAUGAAAGGAACAGGUUGGUGUGGAGCUGGUGGUGAUCACUAUGAGCCCUUAAUUGCUCAUUCAUCUUCUGUGGUGCCCAAUUCUUUUCCAAAAUUUUUGCUGCUGUGGAUGACUGUUCAUCACAUGGCGCCCAAUUAUCUCAAGUCAGGAAAACCUUUUAUGAAAUUUUGGUAUUGGCACGAGCAUGGUGUUUCAUCCUCUACACCACGACCAAUUAGAAAGGGAGCUGUCUAUCUUCCUCUUUUCUUUCUCUCUUCCACGAUCGUGGCUAUGUGGGGAAUUCUCCAUUUACCUUGUAGUGGUGAUUUAGGCAGAGUUGAAAGAAACCAUGCCCGUUUGGUUUGGUGGGGGGAGGGGGUUAUGGUCUAA